This is a messenger RNA of Danio rerio (zebrafish), 4009 nucleotides long. It is a transcript of the gene trim24, whose product is annotated as tripartite motif containing 24. Gene Ontology annotation, biological process: positive regulation of DNA-templated transcription. Gene Ontology annotation, cellular component: nucleus. Gene Ontology annotation, molecular function: ubiquitin protein ligase activity; zinc ion binding. NCBI's taxonomy places the organism in Eukaryota, Metazoa, Chordata, Actinopteri, Cypriniformes, Danionidae. The record is from RefSeq and is marked validated.
AUGCGUCUGGUAACAACACAGUUGUGUUUAACAUGUCUACACCUAAUUACUGAUAACUGCUAUCGAGCGAAUGAGCCGCGGAGCGCGUGUGCUGCUGAUAUCUCCUGCGCCGAGCAGAUUCAUCCAGGGGUGUGUGUAGACUGCGGCACAGCAGCUGUGCUCACCGAUGUGAAUCCGCCGCGAUGUUUCUCUGAGGGCUUUCCUGGAGGUAAAUCAUGGAUGUCGGAGAGAAGAUGGAGUCAGACGAUGUGGUGAUCAUCGUGGAGAACGAAGCGGAGAGUAAGCGCGAUGGAAACGAGGAUGAAGGUGGAGGAGGUCAGGGCGGAGUGAGGAUGAUGAUGAUGAUGGCGGCUCUGAUGGACGUGUGUCCCGUGUGUAAGCUCAGCUUCAGCAGCAGAGAGCCCAAACUGCUGCCCUGCUUGCACUCCUUCUGCAAGAGAUGCUUACCUGCCCACAGCUCACCUGCCGGCACCACCAGCACCGCCAAACAGCUGAGCAUGAUCCGCUGUCCGGUCUGCCAGCAGGAGUGCAUGGACGUGGAGGUCCUGGAUAAUUUCUUCGUCAAGGAUUCUGUGGAAGUGCCCAGCAGCACAAUGGAAAAGAGCUGUCAGCUCUGCAUGAGCUGUGAUGAUAACACUGAGGCCAGCGGCUUCUGCGUGGAGUGUGUGGAGUUUCUGUGUGUCACCUGCAUCGACGCUCAUCAGCGCGUCAAGUUCACCAGAGAUCACACGGUCCGGCAAAUCACGGAGAUGUCUUCAGAGGCGAUGGGGGCUUCCACGCAGAAGCCGGUGUUCUGCGACAUCCACAGACAGGAGCCGCUGAAGCUGUUCUGUGAAACCUGCGACCGCCUCACCUGCAGAGACUGUCAGCUGCUCAAACACAAGGACCACAAUUAUCAGUUUCUGGAAGAUGCGUAUAGGAAUCACAAGGAGCAUCUGGAAAACAUGACUUGCCAACUUCAAGAAAAGAAGAAAGCCAUAGAGGACGUCACUAACACCAUUAACAAUGGUCUUCAGCAAGUGGAUGAGAAUCGCAAGACUGUGGCUAAUGAGAUCAAAAAGUCCAUCUGCAAUCUCAUCAUGGAGAUCAACCGGAAGGGGAAGUUACUGGUCAACCAGCUGGAGGCCAUCACAAAAGACCAUGAAAUCCUCCUGAAAAAACAACAGCAGGAUGUGACGUCGCUCUCCACACAUCUGGAUCAUGUGAUCAACUUCACAAAGUGGGCCACAGCCAGUAACAGUGGAACAGCCCUCCUGUACUGUAAGAGACUGAUUACAUGCCAAAUUCAGUACCUCAUGAGAGCAAAGUGCAACAUCUCCUAUGUUCCCCAGAGCUUGGUGCGCUUCCAGUGUCGCUCUGCCUUUUGGGCCUCAAACGUGGAUCUGGGCUCCUUAGUCGUGGAGAAAACUCCAGUCCGUCAUCCCAGUGGCCCCCAGCCGUUCCCCUUCCAGCAGAUGAACCCGGGGCCCCGAGCGGAGACCCUCCAGCAGCAGCAACAGCAGCAGAGGCAGAGCACACUGGCCCAGCUCCAGAUGCAGGUGGAGAAACUCUCUCAGCACAACAGCCGCCAUCACUCGCCCAAUCAGUGGACCUGGUACCCAGGCAUGCGUCUGCCAGGACCACCCCCUCCACACAGACCCCUGCAGGGCGGGUCGCCAUCUCAGACUUUGCCUAACAUGCCUCACCACGGCCGGCGCUACGGUGCCCGCAGCCCGCCAUCUAUGCUUCAGCCCUCCAACCUACCUCCACAGACUCUGAGGGGCCUCAUCAACAAUCCCACCUACCCUCCCAAACCAGUGGAAGUUCUGCCUAGAGGACGCUUUCCACAAGCUGCUGCCUACUCCAGCGGAGGGCCGCUGCCCUCUCCAAACACACUGCAGCAGCAAAACAUGCAGGCCACGUCAUACCUGAACCGGAGAUGUGACCCCAGCGCACUGAUGUCUGCGCAGAGACCCAGCUACACUCACACACACCUCUCUAUGCCCACUGAGACAGCUGCACAAGGAAGACAGUUUUCUCAGAUGUCCGUCACGUCAUCGGAACCAAAGACCAGCUCUGUCUCCUGGAAGCGUGCAGAAGCCCCCCAGAGUGGCCCGUCAAACCCUUCCACCAAGAGGAGGCGCAGGUCAUCUCCAGGGCCCGUCAUCGUCAUCAAGGAUGAGCCAGAGGAUGAUGAUGAAGUUCGUUUCGUAAACACCAGUGCUAAAGCUAGUCUUCCAGACAGCACAGGGGUUCAGUCUCAGUCAGUACAGCCGGGUGAGCAGCAGUCCGAGAAGACCCCAGAAGCAGACGAAGACCCUAAUGAGGACUGGUGCGCGGUGUGCCAGAACGGAGGAGAGCUGCUCUGCUGCGACAAAUGCCCCAAAGUCUUCCAUCUCAGCUGCCACGUGCCCACUCUGACUGCCUCUCCAAGCGGAGAAUGGUACUGUACGUUCUGCCGGGAUCUUAAUUCACCUGAAAUGCAGUAUAACGUCAAUGCCGGCGGGGAAUCAAAGGACCUGAAGCAGGAUCUGCAUUCGGAAACAUUCACGCAUGUGGACAGAAGAAAAUGUGAGCGACUUCUGCUUCGCCUGUACUGCAAUGAGCUCAGCACUGAUUUCCAGGAGCCGAUAACACCUUCGUCCAUGCCGGAGUACAGUGAGAUCAUAAAGACCCCUAUGGACCUGUCUGUGGUCAGAAGCAAGCUGGAGGACAGCCAAUACAAGAGCACUGAGGACUUUGUCGCCGACGUCAGGCUGAUCUUCAAAAACUGCGCAACCUUCCACAAGGAAGACACCGAGAUGGCCAGCGUUGGUGCUAAUCUAGAGAGCUUCUUUGAGGAACAACUGAAGCUCCUGUAUCCGGAGCGGACCUUUCCUGGCGUGAAGGAGGAGGGCAUUGCUUCUGCAUGUCCUAAAGAAACAAGUCCCAUCGCCAAGACCCCCCCACAGGACACUUCUCCGGCAGAGGAGACUGCGAGACCCCCUGCUGAAGAUCUCCCUCAGGAGGAAGCUAGCGCUAAAGACACGGAGGAGAAGCCAGAGGACAUCAGCUCUCCUGCUGGAUCUGCUCCCGCUGAGGCGGAAACGGACCGUAAAGAGAGUAAAGAUCCGGCAUCCUGAAGGAAUCUUCCUUUGAAGCAGCGCUGCGCAAACUCUGUCCUGGAGAGGAUCGCCGUCCCGCAGAGUUUAAGCUCAGGAUUCAGGGUUGUUAUUACUUUAUAUUUGGUAUUAGUUUGUCGCUACAUUGCGAAAAUGCUUCCUUACUUCGAGUUUAUGUCUUGUUCUUAGCUCAAAUAUCUCAAUAUUUUUAAAUCAAGAAGCAAGGAAGGAAUAUUGUGAUGUUUCCAGAAAGAAUCAGUCAAAAAUAAGGGAGUUUUUCCUUGAAACGAGCUAAAUAACCCGCCGUUUUCAAGAAAAACUCGCUUAAUUUUGACUGAUUAUUUCUGAAAACAUCACAAUAUUCUUUACUUGUGCUUAAAUAUGCUUCUCGAUUUAGGAAUCUUUAGAUAUUUGGACUAAAAACAAGACAAGAAAUUCGAAGUUAAUAGCUCGGUGUCAGUUUAAGGACAUAAGGGCUGCAAUAUAUCAAUAAUGAAUACACAACGCUUCGAAAAGGUGCUUCCAACACCAUCAUUUCACCACUACCUUAUGUCCCGAGUUCACCGAUGAGGGAAUGCAAGAAUGUGUACGCAGAUUUGGCUGUGUUUUCCUGUAUUUAACCAGAACCCUAUAACGGGAAGCAGCUUCAAGUAUAAGAUAUGAGAGAGAUAUGUGUUUAGUUUUCAAGAGGAUUUGUAGGGAGGGAGGCUUCCUCGCCCUCAUUACUUUAAUUUCUGUAUGAAGCAGUCCAUUUAUUUGUGAUGGUUACUGCACUGAUAUGUUGCCAAACCAAGUUGAUAUAAUUAUAGGAGAACAGACGGAUAAAGCAGCAUCAGUGAGCUCUGUCCAACACAAUAUAGUUGUGUCAGUCGAAUAUACACGCUGCCUCUGAAACCUUUGUUCAUAAUUAAAAAAAAUAUUAGAUCGGG